AUGCGCCUUGCAUACUACGCCGGCGCCUCCACGGCAGCCGCAGCAGCAUGUCUGCUCAAGGCAUUCCACCAGCGGCCCAACUUCUACAGCGCGACCGUCUACCUCUCCCAGUCGAACGCAUGUCUCCUCAUCCUGACGAAUCUCCUCCUGGUCUUGGCGUGCAGCUUCAUGUUCGCGCUGCAGCGACUACUCUAUGGCCCAUUACGACCCAUUGAGAUCGAGCAGUUGUCGGAGAAGGCAUGGUACGCGGUACUGGACACCCUGUUGGCAAUGCCGAGCUUCAGAGAAGAUGUGGGAGGUUGGCUACUGACCAUGUUUGUGCUGCUCUUGGCUGGGAAGGUGUGGGGCUGGAUUGCAGAAGGACGGGUUGAUAUCUUCGAGCAACAGCCGCCUGCAAACCCGACUUUGUUCCAUGUGCGGUUGGCGAUGAGCUUGCUGGUGAGCUUCAUCUUCGAUGUGCUCAUGUUGUGGUACUGCCUGGAGACCAUCAUAGCCAAUCCCAAGCCAGGCAUGAUGGUCAUCUUCACCUUCGAAUUUGCGAUUCUGGGCAUAUUUUCCUUGUUCACAGGACUGAGAUACCUCUUGGCCUGCUAUGAGGCCAAGGAAGUCAAGAAGCAGACGAUGCUGGCUAUUGAGACGCGCAAGGUCGAGAUCCGGGAAGAAAGAGUAGCGGCACAUGCAGCAGCAGUGGCAGCGGCAGCCCAGAACACAGCAGAGGAUGGAACACCAGCGACCGUGCCCCCAAUGGACGACUCACCCAUCGACGUGGAUGAGAAUGAGGUGGAUGUGCCAGGCUGGGAAGAGAAGAGACGAUAUCUGUUUGUGCUUGAAGUGGUGACAGACUUCAUGAAGCUCAUGAUAUACAUCGUCUUCUUCACUGUUAGCAUCACUUUCAACGGCCUGCCCAUGCACAUCAUGCGCGACGUCUAUAUGACCUUCGCGUCGUUCAGCAAGCGAGUCUCCGACUAUGUGGCAUACCGAAAGGCAACCAGCGACAUGAACACGAGAUAUCCGGACGCAACCACCGAAGAGAUCCGAGGCGACCCCUGCAUCGUGUGCAGAGACACGAUGGUGUCUUGGGAACAACCGCCUGCCGCUGCAAACGCGCAGCCUGCGGGUGAUCAGCCUGUCGCAGCGCCAGCGCCAGCUAGGCGAAGAGAUGAGGGACUGAGGGCGAAGAAGCUACCUUGUGGACAUAUCCUACAUCUACGAUGUCUGAAGAGCUGGCUAGAGAGACAGCAAGUAUGCCCUACUUGUCGCAGGCCUGUCGUCACCGCGACCGCACCGAAUGCGCCUGCUGCCCCGGGCAAUCCACCUGCACCCGGACAGCCCGGACAACAACAAGCACCAAGACCUCGUGCUAGAAUCUUCAAUCUUGGCCCGCUCAGAAUUGGGCUGCUGAAUGCACCGCAAGGCCAGAUCCAGGACUUUAUCAAUCGCUUCCAGAACCCAGAUGCGGCCAAUCAGAAUGCCGCAGGCGCAAAUCAACAAGGACCGAAUCAUCUUGGUCUCCAGGUGCCAUACGCCAAUGGUCAAGCACAAAUCCCCACAGGUACGCGAAGAACAGGACGCCGGUCGCAGGUGCCGAUAGACGUGGGGAUCAUGCAGAUGGAGCAGCGGAUCAUGCAGGAAGCACACAAUCUUAACAUCGAGCAGCAACAGCUCGCGACACUGCGGAUGAUGGAAGGAGAAAUGGCUCGUCUCAGGGCACAGCACACUCCUACGCAGCAACCUGUUGGCGCGGGCGGUGCCGCAAGACAGGCCGCUAUUGUGCAACAGAUGGGGCGAUUUCCGAUGCCAGGCUUCAUGCCGACGCAGCAACCUUUCAUGCCACCCACACAACCGGAGGCGCUUCAGGGUAGUCCUGCACAACAGAUGGGUCCGGGACAUGAGAACCUACCACAGGGACUUAUACUACCUGAAGGCUGGACCCUGAUGCCUUUGCAUCGAGUCGAUCAGGAACAUCAUGCAGCACCACUUCAGGCUACGACACGGAACCUUGACAACCCAACGGCAGACGAUGGGUCGACUUCUGCUAGACCAAUUUCCGGUGAUGACGACACAGCUACCUCCGCCGCGACAGAGACACCAUCAUCUGCCACGCAGCAGCAGCAGCAGCCACAGCCGCCGCAACAAGUAGCGCAGAGUGCUGGACCUGUUGAUGACACUGGCUCUCCACUGUUUGUACCGACAGCACCGAGAACUUCAGACACCACCAGCACUGAAGCAACGACAGCAUCUUCAGAUCAAACGCAAUUCCAGCCAGCGCCGCAGAUGAUGACUCCGCAGACGCCCGCUGCGUCGUCAUCAUCGACACAAGACCCAACUCAGACCCCGUGGAGCGGCAGUAAUUGGGGAUUUGACCAACAACCCAGCCAAGCAUCUACUGCCGAACCAUCUUCAACUCCGGAUAGCCAGGUAGCUGAACAGCCUUCUGGGCAGGAAGGGUAUAGUGGCAAAGGUAAAGCCAGAGCAGUCGAAAUGGAGGAGGUACCUGAUCCGGAGGCAGGCAACUAG
Messenger RNA from Fulvia fulva, 2517 nucleotides. Its product is annotated as ERAD-associated E3 ubiquitin-protein ligase HRD1A. The transcript has a single exon. The coding region runs from base 1 to 2517 and encodes 838 amino acids. Gene Ontology annotation, cellular component: cytoplasm. The record is from RefSeq and is a predicted model, not a curated record. Lineage: Eukaryota; Fungi; Ascomycota; Dothideomycetes; Mycosphaerellales; Mycosphaerellaceae.